Messenger RNA from Coniophora puteana RWD-64-598 SS2, 3964 nucleotides. RefSeq lists its product as uncharacterized. NCBI's taxonomy places the organism in Eukaryota, Fungi, Basidiomycota, Agaricomycetes, Boletales, Coniophoraceae. Bases 321 to 3923 code for a protein of 1200 amino acids. Gene Ontology annotation, molecular function: NAD+ poly-ADP-ribosyltransferase activity. The record is from RefSeq and is a predicted model, not a curated record. The transcript has 19 exons.
CAAACAGACAUCCAACUAAGCUUUGAGUUAUCUGAAAGCGAAGUAUCCGACACGAUCUACUGCCGAUGGUCCAGGGUGCACCAGCGCUCAAACGGUCAGGGACACAAGCAAGUCAGGACCUUGAACAACACGAGGCGGAAAACAGCAAGGAAAACAGAGUGCCCAGAGAAUCAAGUGCAAAUCAUUGCACGCAGAAACGUGUAAGAUUGAGCCCAGAGUUUACGAGUGUAAACACGAGCGAGACAGCGCCGCAGCCGAGCGCGCCGAAUAUAGCGUCUGUCGCACAGCAGCAGAGUGACACGGGUUCAAGUACAAAGGACAUGAGUGGCGCAUCUACAUCCACUAGACCCCUAAAGGGAAGAAAGGCGUUCAGGUCUGACCUCGAGACGCUCGUACAGCACGGUUUGCCAGCCAAGGAUGGUUGGUCCGCCACAGACUUUGGCGACGGUGAAGACGACGGCGCGAUCCAGUUCCAAGCCUCCCACGACGCGCUCGGGCUCACCAUCACUCUCCUGGCCUCUGAAACGUCAGAAUACCCAAAGAACCAUGUCUUCUUUGUCUCCUAUACCCUUGGCGAACACCCCUCGGUCGACGACGCGCUCCUCGCUAACGUCACCGCCGUGCUUGAGGAUCUCCCUCAAUUCGAAGGGCUCACGAUCGCGGACGCGGCGGAGCGCGUCCUCAAGAGGCUGCGCGCUUCGACGACUGACGGGGAUGUCGAGAUGGGCUCAGCGGACGAAGACGAGGACGCGCACACGGAAAUCAUGGAUGACCCGGCUGACUUUGACCAUGAUUUCAUGACCAUGAGCCAGAGUAUCGCGGAGAUCGGGUCGCCGAGCGUGGAUAUGGCGCAGCUGAAGCGUGACUUCCUCGGCACCCUCGCCGCCUCCUACCGCCCCGGCCUCCUCCGCACCACCUCCGCACAUUCCUCCCUCUCCCUCUCCGUCUCGCUCCCCCUCUCUGCGCUCUCGCACGCCAUCCCCGCACACGCCCUGCUAGCAUGGGACCGCCGGCUCCUCACCCCGCGCGCGCACCUCGUGCUCGUCAUAUCGGGCAUGCACGGCGUCUACCCGCCGCUCGACCCGCGCACAGCGGCGCAGACGGAGGAGGCGCGCAAGCGCGGUGCGAAGAUGCGCUUUGUCGUGGGCCUGGUGAGGGGCGGCGCGUACAAGCCCGCGGCGGAGGCGGUGACCGGGGCGUUGCGGACGUUUGGACUGAAGGCGCCGGCAGCGCCGACAGCGCAGGCGCAAUAUGGGGACGGAGUUGUGGACGCCAGUCUUCUCCUGCCCGACGAAGACGGGUUCGGAGCGCCGAAUGGGAAGCAAGGAGAGGAGGCGGAGGAGGAAGGGGAAGAAGACGGAGGCAAGAUCCACAAGAUGAGUCUGAGCGCGUCGCUCGAGCGCCUGCUCGAGACCCACCUCGUUCCGAUUCUCCAGCUGCGCAAGCGUUUUGGCCUGGGAUGGGCGGGCGCGGAGCAGCUGCACGAUGCCGCGACGACGGGGCAGCGAGACGCGGGGGAGGUUUACAAGGAGAUAAAAAGGGAACUCCAAGCCGCCGACAAGAAGGAACAGAAGCAGGCGCAGACGCACACGCUCCCGCCCGACCCGCUUUCUUCUCCGGGGGCGGAGGCCGAGCUCAACUUCCCGCUCGCGGCGUUCGCGUUCUUGCUUCGCCGGCUUACGCUCUGCACGCGGUACUGCAUGGUGUGCCACCGGAGGCUGACGACGGACUACGAGGCGCUCAAGCCGUACGUGUGCGACGCGCCGCUGUGCUCGUACCACUAUUACUCGCUGAAUCUGGGGCCGUCGCUCGAGUACGAAAUAUGCACAAACGCACCCACAGUCGACCUCCUCGUCUCGCUCGCGCACCUCGCCGCCUCGAGCGGCGCACUCGACGAGCCGCUCCCGCGCGGUCUUGGUAUGCGGGUGCCGCCGCCAAAGGGGUCGGUGAGGAAGCCGCCGCCUCGGACCAUGUUAGGGCUAUUGGGAGCGGGAGCGGCACCGGGACCCGUUGCGCAGCCGCCCCAGCCCCAGCCCCAGGCGGCGGGGACGGGUGCGGGGCCAGCGUCUGCACCCGCUCCUGCCAUUGCCGCUGUCGCUACAACGGCGGCGGCGGCGGCUCCAGCGGCGACGAGUGCGAGUGCAAGUGGAGCCGGAAGGAUCACGCCGUUCGUUGCUGCCGCUGCGGCGCAGUUCGGGGUGACGCCUGCGCGGGCUGGAGGUGCCGUGGCUUCUUCUUCUUCCUCCCAGGUACCUGCUGGAGAGGGGCCGGACCGGCCGGUCACCGCCGCGUCGGAUGGACUGUGCGAGUUUGACGAGCUGAGUGUGCCGCAGAUGCGCAAGUCUAUCGUCGAGAUGAUCGGCAGGCUUCCUCCCAUCGAAGACAUGAAGUCCCACCUAGAACAGAAAGUCAUACCAGGCGUCACGCGUCCGACGCUGCGAGACAUGGACCCCGAUAUCCCACUCGCGGCGUGGACGAUCCUGCGGUGGUGCGUCGCCUCGUGUACGGCGGACAUUCACGUUUCGGAGCCGGACGAGCGGAUCCGGAACGUCUCGCGCAAGGACUGGAUGCAGUUCCGCUUUGUGGUCGGGGCGCCGGAUAAGGAGGCGCAGUUUAAGGACGAGGUGGAGAAGGCGAAGAAGGAGGAUAAGAAUGCGGCGAAGUAUCCGACGAUUCUGGGGUUCCACGGUUCGCCUAUUCAGAACUGGCAUUCGAUCAUCCGAAAUGGCCUUUGGUUCAAGUACGUUGCCAACGGGCGAGCAUUCGGCCAUGGGGUGUAUUUUGGCAAGGAUGGGGCGACCUCGAUGCACUACGGCGCCUCGGGUGGUGCUUCCACACACCAGUGGAAAAACAGCAAGAUCAUGCCAAGCACGUGCCUUACCCUCGCUGAGAUCGUGAACCUGCCGCACAAGUUCGUAUCGAAUAAUCCGCACUAUGUUGUCGGUGAUACGAGCUGGAUCAUGUGCCGUCACCUGCUUGUGAAGACAUACGAUGACGACGAAGAUGACGAGCCGGAAAGUGUCUCCAAGGUCCCGUUGAUGACGUUCGAUCCGCAGCGGCCAACGACGCUGAACCAACAGGCCAUCGCUGUUCCUGAGCCAUCGCACAAGAUGUAUAGGCUCCUGGAAGCAUGCCGCAAAGCCUUCGAGGAGGUUCCCUUCGACGAUGAAGACCAGAACGUGUUCGGUUACUCGGGCGGUGCUCACGCUCGGCCCUCUGACGGCGUAUCGGCCUCGUCUUCUGCCUACUCUGGACCCGCGAACGGCGCCCCGGAAUGGACACACGACCCCGACUGGGUCAGCACAGCCGUCGAAACGAUGCUGCCCCCGCCCCUCGAGUCCACGCAGAUGGCCGUCGCGCCCCUACAGCGCGAGCUGCGCGCGAUGAUGGCCGAGCAGACGAAGGCGUCCGCUGCGGGCGGGGCAGGGCUCGCGGAGCUCGGGUGGUACAUGCCGCCGGAGCACAACGGUGAGAACCUGUUCCAGUGGGUCGUCGAGCUGCACUCGUUCGACCCCGAGCUGCCAGUCGCGCAGGAUAUGGCGCGGGAGGAGGUGAACUCGCUGGUGUUUGAGAUCAGGUUCCCCCCGGAUUUCCCGCAUGCACCGCCGUUCUUCCGGAUUUUGUUGCCGCGGAUGUUGCCGUUCAUCCAGGGCGGAGGUGGACAUGUGACUGGAGGUGGAUCGAUAUGUAUGGACUUGUUGACGUCCGAUGGUUGGCUUCCGAGCUAUACCAUCUCCGCCAUUUUGCUUCAAAUUAAGCUAGCCAUUUCGAAUCUAGACCCGCGUCCCGCGAGGCUAGCGCAGAACUGGAGCAUGCCGUAUAGCCCGCAUGAAGCGCUCGAGGGCUAUGAGCGAGCGGCAAGGACACAUGGGUGGAAGAUACCGACGGGUCUGAACAGACUCGUAACCCGAGGCCGUUACUGAGCAACUUCCUUCACGUUUCUUGAUCUUGGUGAUGCAAUAAC